AUGACGGUUGGAGUCUUCUCAGAAUGGCACAAGUUUCCCAUAAGCUUGAGUGAGCUAUGUAUUAACACAACCUUGCGCUGUGGCCAGUCAUUUCGAUGGCACAAUGUCCCUGAAAGUGACGAAUGGCGAUGUGUACUUCAUGGCCGACUUCUCUCCUUAAAGCAAGACCCGCAAUACCUCUAUUAUAGAACACAUCGCUCGCCUAUCUCUUCAUCAACAAAAGACCCCCUAAUAAAACUCUCAUCCUCUUCUCCACUACGCGUGGAGUCGAAUCGACAAGUAACGCAGAACGGAUCAUCCGAUGACUCCCAUGACGACGAGACCCUAAAGCUUCUCAAGCAUUACCUCAAUCUCUCCUCGAACCUCACAGGCCUCUAUACCCAGUGGUCCUCGCAAGACCCGAACUUCAAGAAAAAGGCACCCCAGUUCACAGGGAUCAGGAUUCUGCGCCAAGAUGCUUGGGAAGCGCUUGUAUCCUUCAUCUGCAGCAGUAAUAACAACAUCGCGCGCAUAUCGCAAAUGGUCGAGAAGUUAUGCGUCAACUAUGGUCCCCUGGUGGCCACCGUCGGCGACCGCACAUACCAUGACUUCCCUGCUCCUGAGGCUUUGACCGCUGACGACGUUGAGAGUCGCCUGCGAAGCUUAGGAUUUGGUUACCGGGCCAAAUAUAUCCACCAGACAGCUUUGAUUGUAGUGAAAGAGAGAGAGCAAGGCUGGCUUGACUCGCUACGAAAUCCCGAGUCUCCUGUUCUCGGAGUCGAGCCUGUGUCCGGCGGUGAAAUGAGACCGGAGGGUAGAGAGGGGUACCGUUACGCGCAUGAACAGCUGCUCGGGCUACAGGGCGUUGGGCCCAAGGUUGCGGAUUGUGUCUGUCUGAUGGGGUUGGGAUGGGGAGAGGCGGUACCGGUAGAUACCCACGUGUGGCAGAUUGCGCAAAGAGACUACAAAUUCGGCAGAGGCGCUCACAAGUCGCUAACGAAAGCAACCUACGACGCCGUCGGCAACCACUUUCGGAAACUCUGGGGCAAGGAGGCCGGAUGGGCUCAUAGUGUUCUAUUUACGGCAGACUUGAGGACAUUCUCAGACAGAUUAGCUGCUACGCCUGGCAAGAUAGAUGUCAAGGUUGCUGUGAAGGAAGAGGACGAGGAUAAUGAGUCUGUCAGGAUCAAGACAGAAGUCACGACCUCGACGGCUUAUGCCUUGAAAAGACCUGCGAGCGAGGACGAGUUAGAAUCAAAGGAUAUGAAAGAGGAGAGUAAAGAAAAUGUGAAGGCCGUCAUUCAAGCCUCACGGACCACAACGACGAGGAGGAUGUCAAAGCGGCUUCGGAACCGCUGA
Molecule: messenger RNA, 1338 nt
Organism: Aspergillus thermomutatus
Lineage: Eukaryota; Fungi; Ascomycota; Eurotiomycetes; Eurotiales; Aspergillaceae
Product: 8-oxoguanine glycosylase OGG1
Exons: 3
Coding region: 1-1338 (445 amino acids)
Biological process (GO): nucleotide-excision repair; base-excision repair, AP site formation; base-excision repair
Cellular component (GO): nucleus
Molecular function (GO): damaged DNA binding; 8-oxo-7,8-dihydroguanine DNA N-glycosylase activity
Source: RefSeq, a predicted model, not a curated record